Messenger RNA from Neltuma alba, 1975 nucleotides. Its product is annotated as probable carboxylesterase 11. The coding region runs from base 270 to 1628 and encodes 452 amino acids. The record is from RefSeq and is a predicted model, not a curated record. Gene Ontology annotation, molecular function: hydrolase activity. NCBI's taxonomy places the organism in Eukaryota, Viridiplantae, Streptophyta, Magnoliopsida, Fabales, Fabaceae. The transcript is spliced from 2 exons.
CUUCUCUCUCCCCCCUCCCUUCCCCACCGCUCUGUCUUUCCCUUUCACCUCACCUCACCUCGCCACUGAAGCAAUUUCGGGUUUACAAAACCCUAAUCUCUAGAACUCCUGAGUGAUCUUAAAUCUGAUCCUACCUUCUAUGUUUUCAUAUUCGAACUCCAAAGUGAUCUUCAUUUUCAUUUCUGGUGUACAGAAAACAGAACACGAGUUUGUACAGAAAAAGAUAGGGUUUUUACUGUGAAACGAGUUCAGGGUAGGGAGAGGGGCAGAUGCCAAGUGUAGCUGUGAAGCUCUACAGCGUAUUCUUCAAGUUUCUCUUGAAGCAACGUUUGCAGAAUCGGAUUCAAGCUCCUCCCAAUGAAGCCGACCCAUUUGGAGUCACCUCACGACACGAUGAAUCCGUUGCCGCCUCCAAUCCUUCCUUCACCGACGGCGUUGCCACCAAGGACAUCCACAUCGACCCCUUCACAUCUCUUACUGUAAGAAUCUUCCUUCCCGAGACCGCACUGAGGUCCCCUGAAUCGGAUUCUUUAGCCCAACCCAGGCCUAGGCCUCGACAUAGCAAUGGCAAAGCCGAUCUUGAAUCUCGAUCCGUGCGAGUUGAUACGACUAAUCGCAAUUCAGAUUCUCAUCCCCUGGGGCCUAAUGAUCAUGGUAAAAGCAAUGGUGUGGAAGCUUCAAAUUUGGCCGGCGGUGGGGUAUACAGAGGUUACUCGCCGGAACUAGAUAAUCGUCGGAGAUUGCCGGUAAUGUUGCAGUUUCACGGUGGUGGUUGGGUUAGUGGAAGCAACGAUUCUGUUGCAAACGACUAUUUCUGUCGGCGAAUUGCCAAACUCUGCGAUGCGAUCCUUAUUGCUGUUGGGUACAGGCUCGCUCCUGAAAAUCGUUAUCCGGCUGCUUUUGAGGACGGAAUGAAGGCAUUGAAUUGGUUAGCAAAGCAGGCAAACUUAGCUGAGUAUAACAAGUCGAUGGGGAUUGGACGGGGUGGUGGGACUGAGCUCAAAAAAUCGGAUGUACAUAGGCAUAUUGUGGACACUUUUGGAGCUUCAGCGGUUGAGCCAUGGUUGGCCGCUCAUGGAGAUCCGUCAAGGUGUGUUCUUCUGGGGGUCAGUUGCGGUGCAAAUAUUGCAGACUAUGUGGCUCGAAAAGCUGUGGAAGCAGGCAAGCUUCUGGACCCCGUCAAGGUGGUGGCACAAGUCCUAAUGUAUCCCUUCUUUAUAGGAAGUGUACCUACUCAUUCGGAAAUAAAGUUGGCGAACUCCUACUUUUAUGACAAGUCUAUGUGUAUGCUUGCGUGGAAACUAUUCUUGCCUGAGGAAGAAUUUAGCCUGGAUCACCCAGCUGCUAAUCCCCUUGUUCCAAACCGGGGGCCUCCUCUUAAGCGUAUGCCUCCAACAUUGACAGUGGUUGCAGAGCAUGACUGGAUGAGGGAUCGUGCCAUUGCUUACUCGGAGGAGCUCCGGAAGGUAAAUGUUGAUGCACCGGUUCUUGAAUACAAGGAUGCAGUACACGAAUUUGCAACGCUUGACAUGCUUCUAAAAAGCCCUCAGGCUCAGGUUUGUGCCGAGGACAUUGCCAUCUGGGUUAAGAAAUAUAUUUCACUUCGAGGUCAUGAAUUCUCAUAUUAAGUACCUGUCUUUGAAGUUAGCUUGUGAUCACUCUCUAGCUGCCGCUACCUGGGCUUCUGUGAUAUACACAGGUUUUUGCCGGUACUGAUAAGGUUCUAGUCGACAGAUUCCAUGUUCUCUCCGCUUGUCAGUUCUAUUUUUUUGUAACAUGUAGAGUUCUUUGUAAGUAGGAUUAGUUGAGCCCGAGAUGCAUUAGCCUCGUGCACCUCCACAUUUAGACGUUCCUUUGCCAUUUUUUUUCCCCUUUUGUGGGUCAUGAUGUAUUAGUUUUGACGAAAAUAUAUGAGAUUUAAUGAGAUGUAUAAUAUUUGUCUGUAAAGAGAAGUGCACUGACGUGCUAUUCAAUA